UACGCGACGCCCCGAUCUCGACCUUCUCCUCCCCCACCACUCUCCCCGUCUCUCUUUCUGCACACGUUAUUAUAAGAACUGAAGGAGGAGAAGAAAGUAAGAGGGAGAAAAAAGUUUAUUCCUUCAUCAUCCAGAUUCCUUCUUCACUUUUCUUCUUCUGUUCAUCUCCUUCUCUCUCUAUUUUUCCUCCUCAUUUAUGGUUUCUCUGUCUGAGGGAUUCACCUCCGGCGUCCUCCCUCCUUUUCCGCACCUCCUCUUCUUCUGUUUGUCCGUCCCUGAUGUCUCUUCUUCAUGUCCUGUUGGAAGUCUGAUUGCCCCUUCUCUCUGCUUCUGCUUUGAGUGGCUGGAGAAAUCACUGCAUCUCCUCAUUCUUCUUCUUCUCUCUGCGUUUCCUCCUUUUGAUUCCUCCGUUAGCUUUGGCGAGCUUCGGGAAUGGAGAUGGGCAGGUGCCAGGAGUACAUAGAUGCUCUAGAGGAAGAACGCAAGAAGAUUCAGGUUUUCCAAAGAGAGCUGCCUCUGUGCCUACAGCUUGUCACCCAAGCCAUUGAAGCAUGCAGGCAGCAACUGGAAGCCGAAAUAGGAGGUGCCGGAUCUGACUGUGAGGAGACAUCCAGUGAGGGCCCUGUUCUUGAAGAAUUUAUACCUCUAAAGAAGGAUUCUGAAGAUACCCAGAAGGAAAAUUGCAGGGAAGAAACCAAAGAAGAUGGUUGUGGUGACACCAGUGAGAAAGAUGAGAAGCCUGAUUGGUUGAGGUCCGUUCAACUAUGGAGUCAAGAUGCUGAAAGUACUCCGAAAGAGGAUGUGGAUUCAUAUAGAAAAUCACUGAGUUCAGAGACCAAGAAGAGGGGUGCUUUCCAUCCUUUCUGCAAGGAAAAGAAAGCCCCAUCUGAUCCCUCUCCUGCUCCUUCUGCGGUGGCUGCUCCUGCGGCCACUGUGGCGGCAAGUUCAGCCACCACCAAAGGGGAGGAUAAGGAAGGAUCCGCACAGAAGAAGACAAGGAGGUGUUGGUCACCAGAACUUCACCACCGAUUUCUUCAUGCUCUUCAACAACUUGGUGGUUCCCAUGCUGCAACACCAAAGCAGAUAAGGGAGUUGAUGAAGGUAGACGGUCUCACCAACGAUGAAGUCAAAAGCCACUUACAGAAGUACCGCUUGCACACGAGGCGUGUUCCAAGCACCUCAAUUCCCAUGAGCAGUUCUCAGCCAGCACAGUUUGUUGUGGUGGGUGGCAUCUGGGUUCCACCAGAUUACAGCAACAGCACAGUUGCACCUUCUGCCCACCACCCGGAAGCCGCGCCGCGGACCGUCUAUGCGCCGGUGGCGACGUCGACGGCGCCAUCAACAGUAACAACAACAUCACUGCCUGCAGCAAACUCAAAGCCAAAGAAACAGUUGCAACAGCAGUCGCCGGACGGCCCGCUGUCGCCGGAGAGACGGGCUGGUGGUGGCAAGUGUGGAAGCAGGGAGAGCGUUGGCGAAGAUUCAAGCUCCUCAGCCACUUCUUCCUCCCACACUACCACCUCUCCUGCUAUGUAAACUACUUACACAUACACACACACCUCUGAUACACAUAGAACAGAUAAAAUGAAGUCACAGUAGCCUCUGUAUCUUUCUGUAACCAGUGUGCUUGUCAGAUUUUGGUCCUCAAGUAGUGGAAUAAGGCAGAAAUUUGGAGUAGGGACAUCCAGUGGGCUUGAACCCAUGACCUUUGUCUAUAACCCAGGAGAGUAACAGGGCAUUUUGUUUGAAAUGGCUGGCUAUGUUAACUUUUUCUGACUGUCCACAUCAAAUGAGAACUCAUUUUGUUCA
Messenger RNA from Nymphaea colorata (pocket water lily), 1809 nucleotides. Its product is annotated as transcription factor HHO3-like. Lineage: Eukaryota; Viridiplantae; Streptophyta; Magnoliopsida; Nymphaeales; Nymphaeaceae. The transcript has 5 exons. Gene Ontology annotation, biological process: regulation of DNA-templated transcription. The record is from RefSeq and is a predicted model, not a curated record. Gene Ontology annotation, molecular function: DNA binding; DNA-binding transcription factor activity. The coding region runs from base 433 to 1536 and encodes 367 amino acids.